AGUAAAUGAGUAUAUGUCAGCGUCAGGUGUGCGGCAGUGAGGCGUGGGCUCCGGGACCGGCUCUCAGUCUGUCUCCGGUCAUGGCAGCGCGCGGUGAUCUGCCGGUGUAUCUGGCGCGUCCGGGCACCGCGGACCAGCUGCCGCGACAAAAACACGGAGGGUUGUUUUGUAACGUAGAAGGAGCGUAUGAGAGCAAAACCAUCGAUUUUGACGCUCUUACUGUCGGUCAGCGAAGCUCCAGGAGCCCAAGAGCCACAAACAGAGAAGAGCUGAAGCCUUCAAAGCACGAAACGAACUUUCCAGCUGCACACAGUGAACGCGAGCCUGAAGACACGGUGCGCAUCAAGAACGCGUUUGAGAAGGAAGAUCCACAAAACCUGAAGAGUGAGAGGCUCCUGAUUAAGGGCGGUCGGAUUGUGAACGAUGACCAGUCCUUCUAUGCAGACAUCUAUAUGGAGGAUGGAGUCAUCAAGCAAAUUGGAGACAACCUGAUAGUCCCAGGAGGGGUGAAGACCGUUGAGGCCGAUGGGAAGAUGGUGAUUCCUGGAGGAAUUGACAUCCACACCCACCUACAGAUGCCCUUCAGGGGGACGAGCACUGUGGAUGAUUUCUCCCAGGGCACCAAGGCUGCUCUUGCUGGAGGAACCACCAUGAUCGUGGAUCAUGUGAUCCCGGAGCCGGGCUCUAGUCUGGUGGAGGCGUUCGAGCGCUGGCGUGAAUGGGCGGAUGAGAAAGUGUGCUGCGAUUACUCUCUGCAUGCGGACAUCACCCACUGGAACGACAGCGUCAAACAAGAGGUCCUGAGUCUCAUUAAGGAGAAAGGAGUGAACUCUUUCCAGGUCUAUAUGGCUUUUAAAGACCUCUAUCAAAUGAGCAACAGUGAGCUUUAUGAGAUCUUCACCUUCCUUGGAGAGCAUGGAGGAAUUGCACAGGUCCACGCUGAAAAUGGAGAAAUAAUUGCUGAGGAGCAGGCCCGUAUGCUGGAGAUGGGCAUCACAGGACCGGAGGGACAUGUUCUCAGCCGUCCAGAGGAGCUGGAGGCUGAAGCAGUGUUUCGAGCCGUCACGAUUGCCAGUCAAACCAACUGUCCGCUGUAUGUGACCCGCGUGAUGAGCAAGAGUGCUGCGGACAUCAUCUCACAGGCCAGGAAAAAAGGUAUCUGGAAAUCAAAGCAAUUCUUGCCGCUCGCCACUCUCAAUGGUGAUCUGUCGGUGGUGGGCAGCGCUCACUGCACAUUCUCUGUGGCUCAGAAGGCCAUAGGGAAAGAUGACUUCACUCAGAUUCCUGAAGGAGUGAAUGGAGCAGAGGAGAGGAUGUCUGUCAUCUGGGACAAGGCUGUUGUCACUGGCAAAAUGGAUGAGAACAUGUUUGUCGCUGUGACAAGCACCAAUGCUGCCAAGAUCCUCAACCUUUAUCCACGCAAGGGUCGGAUAGCCGUGGGCUCUGACAGUGAUCUGGUUAUCUGGGACACAGACGCCACCCGGACCAUCACUGCAAAAACACAUCAUUCUGCAGCGGAGUAUAAUGUGUUCGAGGGCAUGGAGCUGAGAGGUGCGCCCAUGCUGGUCAUCUGCCAGGGCAAGAUUGUUCUGGAGGACGGGAACCUGCACGCGACCGCUGGCACUGGACGUUUCAUUCCCUGCUCCCCGUUUCCGGACUUCACUUACAAACGCAUCAAAGCCAGGAAACAGCUGGCCAUACUGAAGGCGGUCCCCAGAGGCAUGUAUGACGGCCCCGUGUCUGAAUUUUCACCCAUGUCGAGGGGCGGCACACCAUCUGCCUCCACCCGUACCUCACCCACCAAAGCCCCUCUAAGGAACCUCCAUCAGUCUGGCUUCACACUGUCAGGUCCUGAAGAAGCCCCCAUCAGACCGGCUGGAAGACGUAUCGUUGUGCCCCCCGGUGGCCGCUCCAAUAUCAUCUCCCUCAGUUAAAUAUGAAGAGCAUGUAAGAGAGAGGCCAGGAUCAAAUCAGCCGUGUAGAAGUAAGGUGAUUAGUCAGGAAACGAAACAAAAGAAGCAUAAAACACUGAACUCAUGCCUUACCCUCCAUGAUUUCCUCCUGAUGAGUGACUGAAGAUCAGUAGUCCAUCUCUGAGAAAGCAAAGCAUUUAGUAUAGUGUUACAUUUAUUUGUGUGUUUAGAUAAACUCAAUUAGAAGACAUUAGAAUUACCGUAAAAACAACUUUCGUUUGGAUAUUCUGCGAUGUUUAUGAAAGGAAACAGUUGAAUUUUUCAGGCGUUUGCGUUCGGUAAGGAAGGACUACUGUCGUGUGUUUCAUAGAGCUUCGUCUGUAUUCCCUCAUAAGCUUUAUUUGCGUACAUCAGCUGUGAUUAUGAUAGUUAAUGUUACUUUGUAAAUGAAGUGUCGAGCAUUUUUUUUAAAGUAUAAUAAAGCUGAAUGUUAAGGAAAAACAUGCAAUGAUAUACAAGUGCAGAAUAUUACAGGACAUUUACAUACAUUCACAUACUGUACUGCUUUCAUUAUCCGUCUCACGGAAGAUAUGAAAAACAAUAUGCAUCCGUCAUGUGAAGAAAUAGCUGAACUUCAGUCGAACACAAUGAACCUCGAAAAAGGAAAAAUAAACAACUUCUUGACAAAAUUAAUGAUGAAAACAAAACAAAGACUGCAGGAGAAAGAUAUUCACCUUUUGCAUUUUAGUUCAAGCUCAAAUUAUUAAAGGAUGAUUAACAAAGUAUUGGAAUAAGUUUUUGAUAUCUCAAUCUUUCAUGCGACUUUGGUCUGGUUGAGGAGGAAAGCUCUUGGUUAAUGGAAAGAGACAGUUCAACACACUGAUGCCCUCAAUAACAAUGGUAUAAAGAGAUGUACCGAUUGAUGUGGAAUAGGUUGUUUAUUAUAUUUAUGUAGGUUUGAUUAUAUUUCCUUUCUUUUUUUAACAUCUGAGUCAAAAAAGCAGGUGAAAAUGAACGUGUGAUGUGCAAAAUUUGUUCCUCAAUAAACACAAGUUACAACUGACUGCC
Sinocyclocheilus grahami is the source of this 2981-nucleotide messenger RNA. Its product is annotated as dihydropyrimidinase-related protein 3-like. Gene Ontology annotation, molecular function: hydrolase activity, acting on carbon-nitrogen (but not peptide) bonds, in cyclic amides. The transcript is spliced from 14 exons. NCBI's taxonomy places the organism in Eukaryota, Metazoa, Chordata, Actinopteri, Cypriniformes, Cyprinidae. Gene Ontology annotation, biological process: actin crosslink formation. Bases 6 to 1934 code for a protein of 642 amino acids. Gene Ontology annotation, cellular component: cytoplasm; cytosol. The record is from RefSeq and is a predicted model, not a curated record.